AUGAGGAGAUUCGGGAGGAAGAGUUUGUGCGAGACGAGGGGGAGCUGGUAUACGGGAUCCGAGUCGAACGUCGACAAGGAGAGAGGAGGGAACCAGAGGAUCUGUUUCUCAAAAAUUAAAACAAAAAUCAAAUGUUUGCUGGAGCUGAGAGAGGGAACGGAGAAAGUCAGGGACUAUUUUGUCAUUACACAGCGCCACGUAGGGUGUGCGCCGGCUGCUCCCAAACAGGGGCUGACGCGAAGAUUAAUUCAAAGAUCAAACUUUAGUACUUUACCUGUAGUCGUUGCGCGUCUUCGUCUCAACCAAAACCACCACUCCAUCUCAAUGAGUUUAAUAUCAAGGGGGAUUCAAUUCCCUGGCCGAGACAAUGAGAGUUUGGCAGCUAUCUUUACUCCUUGUUCAGUAUCAGAUUCCAAUUAUGAUGCUUGUCUUCCCCAGCAGAUUCUGCGUGAUUUUCCUGUGCAAAGCUUUACAGCUGAACAAACAAAGGAAGUGCUUGAUGUUACAAGAAACAUUAUUGAGCUUCUUACAACAGUCUUACACACUUCACCCCAACAAGAUUCUUUGAAGAGAAUUGUCAGAAUCGAACGGGUGCAACUUCAUAGAUCAGAGAGUAAGAUGAGGGCGGAGGUGGGCUACUUACUUUCUCCAAUAGGCGCAACAUUACAUUCUGGUAACUCACUGACUCGAUUUGAUAUUGAUAUGCAAAAGAUUUGAACCAAAUAUUUUGGA
Carya illinoinensis is the source of this 732-nucleotide messenger RNA. RefSeq lists its product as uncharacterized. The transcript has 3 exons. The coding region runs from base 1 to 717 and encodes 238 amino acids. The record is from RefSeq and is a predicted model, not a curated record. Gene Ontology annotation, molecular function: ubiquitin binding; phosphatidylinositol binding. Lineage: Eukaryota; Viridiplantae; Streptophyta; Magnoliopsida; Fagales; Juglandaceae. Gene Ontology annotation, biological process: protein transport to vacuole involved in ubiquitin-dependent protein catabolic process via the multivesicular body sorting pathway.